Dermochelys coriacea (leatherback sea turtle) is the source of this 10575-nucleotide messenger RNA. It is a transcript of the gene PRDM16, whose product is annotated as PR/SET domain 16. The record is from RefSeq and is a predicted model, not a curated record. NCBI's taxonomy places the organism in Eukaryota, Metazoa, Chordata, Testudines, Dermochelyidae. The coding region runs from base 355 to 4251 and encodes 1298 amino acids. Gene Ontology annotation, molecular function: histone H3K9 methyltransferase activity; protein binding; histone H3K4 methyltransferase activity. The transcript has 17 exons. Gene Ontology annotation, cellular component: nucleus. Gene Ontology annotation, biological process: positive regulation of reciprocal meiotic recombination.
GACUUGUUAGCAAGUUUCUCUAUUGUGCCGAGUUGAACUAUUUUGAAGCAAUGACCUUGGGGCUCCUUGGCAAUAAUGGCAGCAGGCUGUGCUUCCCCCAGACAAAGCACAAAGAACAUUCUUUUUAAAUGCAUCUGCCCAAUGUGUGUGGAAGUAAAAUCUAAACCAAAAUAGUGGUGCAUCGGUAUUACAGUUCUAGGACUAUGCUUCCUUUAGUAACUGUUGUCAGCAAGUGCCGGUGUAUUUAAAUGAAACCCCUGCUGUGGUGCCGUUACCAUUCCACCACAAAGGGUGCACCCUGCUGUGGGACUGGUGGUGAAAUCGUUCAAAAAGCUUCACGCUGUAAUAUCUCUUAUGGCUUUGAGGUCCUUCGGCCUCGCCCCCUCCUUGAAGUUGUCAUUGUGGGGAUCUAGUGCAGCAACUCUAUCCUCCAAGAGAAACGUCAACAUGCCAACAUGGAUGACAAAAAGAGCUGAUGAGGACAGUGGCUGUGACAGUGAGAUUGUAAAUAGUAUGUAUGAGACAGACCCUGAUCUCCUGGCUGGUGAAAGUGCAGAGGAGGAAACAGAGGACAGUAUUAUGUCCCCUAUCCCCGUCGGACCUCCAUCACCUUUUCCUACCAGUGAGGACUUCACCCCCAAGGAAGGCUCACCUUAUGAAGCUCCCGUCUACAUUCCUGAUGACAUUCCAAUCCCGCCAGACUUUGAACUGAGAGAAUCCUCGAUUCCAGGGGCAGGGCUGGGGAUUUGGGCCAAAAAGAAGAUUGAAGUUGGGGAAAGAUUUGGACCUUACAUGACAAUACCAAGGACCACGUUAAAGGAAACAAACUUUGGAUGGGAGCAAGUCCUGACUGAUCCUGAGGUGGCAUCCCAAGAAGGCUGUAUAAAAAAGAUCGCUGAUGACCUGGGAAAUGAGAAAUUCUGUGCUGAUGCUAAUCAGACUGGUGCUGGAAAUUGGCUGAAAUACAUCCGAGUGGCCUGUUCUUGUGAUGAACAAAAUCUAGCUGUAUGUCCUGUUAAUGACCAGAUCUAUUAUAAAGUUAUUAAAGAAAUUGAGCCAGGAGAAGAACUGCUGGUGUAUAUGAAGGAAGGUGCCUAUUCUCUUGGGAACAUGCCACCUAGUCUGGAAGAAGAGCACACAUUUCGUUGUGAGGACUGCGAUGAACUCUUCCAGUCGAAGUUGGACCUGCGGCGACACAAGAAAUAUGCCUGCAACUCUGUCAACUCGCUGUAUGAGACACUGAAUGAGGAGCUCAAACAGGAAGGGUUAGGCGACGGGCAGGUCUAUGAGUGCAAAGACUGUGAGAGAAUGUUCCCCAAUAAAUACAGCUUGGAGCAGCACAUGAUAAUCCACACUGAGGAGAGGGAGUACAAGUGUGACCAAUGUCCAAAGGCUUUCAACUGGAAAUCAAACCUGAUUCGUCACCAGAUGUCACAUGACAGUGGCAAACGAUUUGAAUGUGAAAACUGUGUGAAGGUGUUUACUGACCCCAGCAACCUCCAGCGGCACAUCCGUUCCCAGCACGUUGGUGCGCGAGCCCAUGCCUGCCCGGACUGUGGCAAAACCUUUGCCACCUCGUCUGGCCUCAAACAACACAAGCACAUUCACAGUACUGUCAAACCUUUCAUAUGUGAGGUCUGCCACAAAUCCUACACGCAGUUCUCCAACCUCUGCCGCCACAAGCGGAUGCACGCGGACUGUCGCACCCAGAUCAAAUGCAAGGACUGCGGCCAGAUGUUUAGCACUACCUCCUCUCUCAACAAGCACCGGCGCUUCUGCGAGGGCAAGAACCAUUACAACACAGGGGGGAUUUUUGCCCCUGGCCUACCUUUAACGCCCACCUCCAUGAUGGACAAAUCUAAACCCUCACCCAACCUCAACCAUGCCAGCCUGGGAUUCAAUGAUUACUUUCCAUCCCGACCUCACCCAGGGGGUAUUCCGUUCUCGCCUGCUCCCCCAGCAUUUCCUGCCCUUACUCCAGGAUUCCCAGGGAUUUUUCCUCCCUCUCUAUACCCCAGGCCCCCUUUGUUGCCUCCCACACCUCUGCUCAAGAGUCCCCUCAACCACACCCAAGACGCAAAGCUUCCAAGCCCCCUGGGGAACCCGGCACUGCCUCUAAUUUCUGCAGUGAGCAACAGCAACCAGCCCAUCUCAGGGGAGGAGAAAUUCGAAAGCAGCUUGGAAAACUCCUACUUGGACAAGCUAAAAGCCAGGAACAGCGACAUGUCUGAUGGGAGCGACUUCGAGGAUAUCAACACGACCACAGGCACAGACCUUGAUACCACCACUGGCACUGGCUCUGACCUGGAGAGCGAUGCAGAGAGUGAUAGGGACAAAAUGAAAGACAAAAGCAAACAGACUGAGAACAAGCCAGAUUUUGUCAGCAGUUCUGUGUCCACCAGUUCCACCAACAAUGUGAACGAGCUCCCUCUUUUCUAUUCUCAGCACUCCUUUUUCCCUCCCCCAGAAGAGCAGCUGCUACCCACGACGGGGGCAGCCAAUGACUCUAUAAAAGCUAUUGCCUCUAUUGCAGAGAAAUAUUUUGGCCCUGGCUUUAUGGGGAUGCAGGAGAAGAAGAUAGGUUCCCUCCCAUAUCACUCCAUGUUCCCAUUUCAGUUCCUCCCCAAUUUUCCCCAUUCACUGUAUCCUUUUACGGACCGGACCCUCAAUCACAACUUGCUGGUCAAGGCAGAACCAAAGUCACCCAGGGACCUUCACAAAGUGGGUAGCACCAGCUCAGAAUCUCCUUUUGAUCUCACCACAAAACCAAAAGAGAUUAAGCCAAUCUUGCCACCACCCAAGGUCUUGCCGGCCCCGUCUUCUGGGGAGGAACAGCCACUGGAUCUAAGCAUCGGCAAUCGCAUCCGAGCCAGCCAGAACGGAGGGAGGGAGCCCCGAAAAAACCACAUCUAUGGGGAAAGGAAACUAAUGGCCAGUGAAGUACUACCCAAGAUUUCUCAAUCUCAGCUCCCUCAGCAGCCAUCCCUGCAUUAUGCUAAGCCAUCACCCUUUUUCAUGGACCCCAUAUACAGGGUGGAGAAGCGGAAGGUGACAGACCCAGUGGGUGCCCUAAAGGAGAAGUACUUGCGACCUUCCCCGCUGCUUUUUCACCCACAGAUGUCAGCCAUAGAAACCAUGACAGAGAAACUGGAGAGUUUUGCAGCCAUGAAAGCAGACACUGGCACAUCCCUGCAGCCCCUCCCGCAUCACUCCUUCAACUUCCGGUCCCCGCCCCCUACGCUGUCAGACCCCAUCCUGCGCAAGGGCAAGGAGCGCUAUACCUGCAGGUACUGUGGUAAGAUCUUCCCCCGGUCAGCGAAUCUGACAAGGCAUCUUCGGACACACACAGGAGAACAACCGUACAGGUGUAAAUACUGUGACAGGUCAUUCAGCAUUUCCUCUAACCUCCAGCGGCACGUUCGAAACAUCCAUAACAAGGAGAAGCCAUUCAAAUGUCACCUGUGUAACCGAUGCUUUGGGCAGCAGACCAACUUGGACCGACACCUUAAGAAACAUGAACAUGAGAAUGUGCCAGUGAGCCAGCACUCUGGAGUCAUUACUAACCACCUUGGGACCAGUGCCUCCUCCCCAAACUCGGAGCCAGACAACCAUGCACUUUUAGACGAGAAAGAGGACUCGUAUUUCUCUGAAAUCAGAAAUUUUAUUGCAAAUAGCGAGAUGAAUCAAGCAUCAACUUUAACAGAUAAAAGGCCAGAAAUCCAAGACAUUGAUAGCAACUCCCAGUGUCAUGGGUUAGCAAAUGAGAAACCAGAAGAUGUGGAUGAGGAGGAGGAAGAAUUGGAGGAGGAAGAUGACGACAGCUUGACAGGGAAGUCACAGGAUGAAACAGUAUCACCCACGACGGAGCCCCAAGGAACGUUUGAAGAUGAAGAGGAUGAAGAGCCCACAUCCCUCACCAUGAGCUUUGACCAUACCCGAAGGUGUAUUGAGGAGGACGAAGCCGGCUUGUUAGAUUUGGAGCAGAUGCCGAAUUUUGGGAAGGGGCUGGAUCUUCGCAAAGCAGCCGAGGAAGCAUUUGAAGUUAAAGAUGUGUUUAAUUCCACCUUAGACUCUGAGACAAUAAAACAGACUCUGUACAGGCAGGCUAAAAACCAGGCUUAUGCAAUGAUGCUGUCCCUUUCUGAGAACGCUCCCCUUCACACUUCUUCCCAGAAUUCUCUGGAUGCUUGGUUGAACAUGGCAGGAGCAGCCUCAGAGUCGGGGACCUUUAAUCCCAUCAACCAUCUCUGACGAGUCGAGAAGGUGCUGGUUCAGAGUCCGAGUGAGGAGGUGGUGAUGCUGUGACUGCCCUAUCAGAAAUUCUAGCACGCAGAAGAUGGAUCAGAGGGCCGCAGGGAGUCGUCUGGGCUUUUGUCUGGGAGAAUAAACCUGUCACAUCUACCCUACAAUUCGCAAAUUUGUAUCUAUCCACAAGUUGUUGGUUUCUAAUUUGUUAAAAAGAAACUCUCCAAACUGGAUAGCUCUGAAGCAGUCCUAGGAUUCCACCAUCUCUAAGAAUAGUGUAAACCAUAAGUGAAUUGCAAUGGUGCAAUCAAAUACUGGCCCCUUUACAGUUACAAGACAAUAUAACUGAGCCAGCUGGUUUCUGCUGAUAAACUAAAACUUGAAGUCAUUCGACCCCUUGCCCCCCUCACACACCACAUUCACUUCAGUUGAAUAGCAGUCAUGGGGCGGGGGAGAGAUCUAGAACUGAUCCAUCCCUGGUAUAAUUCUGAUAUAGUCACCAGCGUUAUACCAAGGAAUGGUGAAUUUGACCUAUUUUACUUAACUUGGCUCUUUGAAAGAGUGUGAAAUUCUGCACCCCCCACAACAGCACUCAUCUUUACACUGCAAAGUGUUGUUGUGAGUCGCUGUUGUGGGAAGCCACGCUCCCCAACAUGCAAUGUCCAAACAGGGCUAGCUUCUGCCAAGAGCAAAAAUAAUUGGUGCAGGAGCGUUGCUGGGGCAGCUCAUACAUGCACACAAAUACAUAGACAAUGCCCCGUAAGCUCGACCCUAGAAAGCUGCUAUGUAGUUUCUCUCCCAGAGGGUCUUUCAAAUGCUCUCUCUUCAAAGUUGGGGGAGAAACCUCUGCCCUGUGCCCUUGUGUUGGUUUGCUGGUGGUUGCUUAUGCCAAGUACCCUGCCAUCAUUUACCCCAUAAUUUUGAAAAUAUGGCUAAAAAAAAUCCUUGUUUUUAAUAACCUUAUGAGUGCAGCUCAACUCCUCAAGCAUGUGGCUAAGGAAAUGUAUUUUCUCUCUAGAUCUAAAAUUAAUUGCAAUUUUUACGGAUGAUUUUAAAUUGCUUUGAAGUCUCAGCUCUUUUGCUGACAUAAAGCAGCCUCCAGAAAUCCUGUGACAUUAGUUUGUGCUAUUUCUACAUUGUAAUAACAACCUGGUGUUCUAGCUGUGAUUUUUAUAGGUAAAGCUAAACCUGAACAUAAUUCUGAAAGGGGUUAGAAAUAUUACAAGAAUAACAUUGGCUACUCUGACAUUUUAAUGUGUGCGCUGAGAAAUGUCUAGAUAUGGUGUUACAGAAUCAGGGCUGCCUGAAGGUAAGACAGGUGCCUGCCACCAAGUGAUUUUAAGUUGAAUCAGAGGUGCUACAAACUUGCCCAUCUGAGUGCUGCAUCAGCAACUCACCCAGGAGCCUCCAGAUGCUCUAAGGACCCAAUUCUGUACAAGCCUGACUCUAGCAGUUUUUCCACUGACUUCAAUGGACUUUGGACCAGGCUCCAAACACUUAAAGCUGCAUGUACACUUGUAGUAAGUGCUACACCUAGUAGUCAGUGUUUGCAGAACUGGGUCAAUAGCUGACUUCAGAGAAGCUUCUCACAGAAGUAAACACAUCUACUAGUAAGUGUUUGUGAGAUUGGGCCUCUAAUUUAUAUGUGCAGGAACAGACUGCAGCUGCUCUGCUGUUGAAUAUGAAGAUGCAGAUCAUGGCAGUAGAGGAGGUUCCAGCAUGCAAUGCUCCAUCUGGAAGCAAUUGCUCAGAUUACAGUGGCGCAUUGCAUGCUGAGAUUUGCAGUCCUGAUGGGCCACACGUCAUAUUCCAGAGAAGUCAGCCAUGAGGACUCAGCUGGCCCCUGGGGCUGCACCUCUGUUUGCCACUGGGGUAGAGGGAAUGAAAGGAUAAUUAGCAGCAUCAAAUAAUUCUCCAUAGUUCACCCAGGGAAAGACGACAACCCUCCUGCUAGUUUCUCCAAGUCAUCAUGUAUAUGCGCUGAAGGCUCUGAAUCCAACAGUGAUCUAUACCCUCCCCAGUUUCAAAUGUUUGCACAAAGCUCUUGACUAAGUGUAGCCCAAGAACUGACAAUGUCAAAAGAAACCAGUCUCUAAGAGUCAGACGGAACAUUCCUUUCCCUGGCACGUCUGCCUAUGCUAACAUUACAGUACUUGCCAUUCACUUGGGCUUUAAAUUAUUCCCAUAGGGGCCAAUUUAAAAUAAUAAAAUAAUUGUUUUUUUUCCUAAUGGAAUUUACCUUAAUCUGUAUAUAACUUGUAAUUUUUUUUUAAUUCUUUUCUUAUUUUAUUUCUUCCUUAACAGUAUUUUUUGCAUUGGAUAUCAUUAUUGUGAAGAAAUAAUGUUAAUAUAAGUAUCUAGUGAAGGACCAAAAUUGUGUAAUUAAGGUUGUAUGUUGUAUGAUUGAUAACCAGGGAGUAGAUUUUUUUUAUGUGCCAAAUGACCCUAAAUAAUCCUGCUAUUCUUGCUGCCGCUUUUCCCGACAAUCAUGUUUUGUUAAAUUUGAGUUUCAAUUACAUUUGCAUGUAGGAUGUGUUCUAUUUAUUUCUUUUAUUGUUUGGAAAAAAUAUCACAACAAGAAAACAAAAACAAAACAAAAAACCCUUCCAACAUGCCCUUAAUAAAAAACAGAAGAAACAAACUAAAAAGAGAGAGCGAGCGAGAGAGAAAUAAAGCAACAAAAACUGUAAAUAAAAACAACUGUGAAAUUCCAUAUUGUAGCCAGGAUGGCAUGCAAUGCAAAUGUGCCAUAUUUGGGGGAGGGAGGGGAGAAAUCAGUGCUUAUUUUUAUAAAGGAAUGGAAACAAAAUCCCAUCAGUAUAAUUUUUGUUAACUAUAAGCAAUCUUUGCCUUGUAAAUACCUGACAUACAAAUGGAGCAGUGUAGAUGGGUAGCUGCAGGAUAACACUGAUUCAGUUGGCAUUUGUAGCCAUUUACAAAAGUAACUGGUAUAAUUACCAGAACUAAAAGGUGGCUCUUCUAAAAAUAAAAUGGUAUAGUAUAUAGCGAGGUUGUCAGCAAUAUUAUAUCACUAAAAUAUUCACUCUUUCGAGAAACAAACAUACGCCAGAAGAACCCUGCAAGGUGAAGUUUCAUCCUGCAAACGUGUAGUUUUAAAGUAAAUCAAUGGGACUAUGUAUGUGUUUGCAGGAUUAAGGCUCAGAGGCCCACUCCUAUCAACACUAUCACCGACAGUGCUUACCACAUAGUACUCCCCACAGUAAGCACUUAAGCACAUUCUUAACCUUAAGCAUAGGAGCACAUCUGUCCCUAUUCAGUUAAAAUGGGUAAGCCUGUGCUUUGAAAUCAAUGGGACUACUACAUGCUUAAAGUUAAGCACAUGCUAAUGUCUCUUUCUGGAUCGGGGCAAGAGUGCUCUGCAUUUUGCAAGAUCAAGCCCUAAGAGCAGAAGUAGGUAUUUGCAGGGUCCGAUCCUAAGUUUUGUCUGUAAGUAGUUGGCAUGGGUUUUUGAAGAGGGGGUCAGCCUUGCUUCUCCAUGUAUGGGGAUAACUUGCCAUGGUGACUUCAUCUCCAAAUCAUGGGCAAAGAUCUUAGAAACAGAAAUGUUUUUUUGUCUUCCCUCCAGUCUGUGGACACUGCCCUGUUAUUUGUUGCAUUGUUUCUUCAAAAGAACAAUGUGUUAAAAGCUCUUAAUUGUGCCUGACAAUGAGCAAUAUCUGUUUACCUUCUAGGGACCAGGGUGUGCCACCAUUUCUGGGGCUGAGUAGCUUACUGAUUUGAACAGGGCUCUUUGAGGAGUUCGUUACCAAUCACCAUGAGUAAGGGUGACACAGUCUAGCCCUAUAUUAAGAAGAUGAAAUUUUUUUAAAUCAUAAAAUGAUUUUUUUCUGUUUCCUGUUACUUAAAAAACAAAAAAAGACCACACUUUGUUUCCUUCCUUUUCUUCUAGCUGGUCUCUGUCAAUUUAAGUAUCCAGACUUCUCUAAACCAGCACUGGCUACACAUUUUAAGAUUUUUUCCAAGCAAGAUAAGCAAAUACAAUGCCUAAUCCAAUUUAUGUUUAUCCUUUAGCCCCUUCUUUAAUUGCACUCAAAACGUUGCGAUUUGUAGCUAAUGUUUUUGGGGCUUUAUCAAAAAACCAAUCGCUUAUUUUGAAGGAUGUUUCCUGAGACUUGCUUAUGUCAAGAAUAAAUAGAGGCAAGAAAGAUCCCACAAUCAGAACUUAGACUCUCCUUUAGAACUAGCCAGGGGAAGGAUCUGGGACCUCUGCUGCAGCUAUGUAGCUCAUGUGCACCCUACACCACUAACAUAUUAUGCUCAGGAACCAAUGCUGUUGAUGUGGUACAUCAAGGGGUGGAGUUAGAGUGAUUUCCAUAAGGCCUGGUAAUUGUUUGAAAUCAACGGUACCAUCCAAGAGGUGAUUAUAACUAAGAAUUUUGUUGGAUGGGGGCUAUUUAUUUUACCUGUUUUCAUGUCUGCAGCAGGUAGCCAUAUUGCCAUAAUAGCGGGGGGUGAGAAAUGGGACCUGCUGUGUUAUUGUUCAAAUCACUAGGUGGAUCCAAGGAGGCUAUUAGCAGCCUCUGGCUAUGCCAAACUGUUCAGUACUGCUGAAAUAAAACUGUAAGACGGAAGGACCCUUCCUUCUACUGAUUGCUACUUUAUUUAGAAAUUUUAUAUAUGAGCUAAUUAUAAAAACAAAAAAAAAUUCCUGCUACUCCUUUCUAUUGCUCACUCAGAUACCAGCAUUCAAAAUAAUGAUAUUAAUCACUUGGCAGAUACAGAAUGUUCAAGGUGCAAUGCAACUGCUGUGCUACGGAAUGUGCCAGGUCCAUCCAGGUACAAUGCACUUGUUUUGUUUUUGGACGAUCCAGGUAUGUCCAGGUAGAAUGCACCAGAUUUGCUGUUAGACAUACAGGCAUGUUCCUGUUGAAGACACUUGCUGGGCUGCUGGUGCCUCCUUACAGAAGGCAUCUACUGUGUUGCUGAACAUACCAGCUGGGUCCGACAUGCCCUUACAUCACUGGAUGAUCAGAGCCCAGCCGGCAGAGCAGCAUGCUAGCAGCAAACCAAACUGAAAGGGUUAAGAACAAAACAUGAGCUGAAAUGCUACACUGCAUUCCAGGACAAAAAACAAAGUUAGGAUUUUCUGUCUUGCUCAAAACGAUUAGUGGAGCCUCUCGAUUUCCCCAAAAUCAGCACUUAGAAAUUCAAUAGUUAUUGAAAACUGCUUCUCUUUUUCAUUUCAUAUGAAACAUUUAUGAAAGCACUUGCACAAUGACAUAUUAACAUGUUUAGACUCUAAGCAUCAAAGCACUGGACUGUAAGCCCCCUCUCACCCCUCCAGCCUAUUUCAAUCUACUGACUUACAUUCAAUUUUUACGUGCUGUAUUUUGUGUGUGUGUGUGUGUGUGUGUGUGUGUGUGUCUGUGUGUGUGUGUGGUGGGGAUGGGGGGGAAGCAUCAUGGUGUAGGAACCUGCACUUUGCUGCCUGUUUAAAAACAAGCAGGAGUGAAACAAUCUGCUCAGAUUUGUGUUGGUAACAUGAGGGCAAAAGCUCUGCUCCUAGUUGAUGGUCAGUAGUGUUUAAAGCCAUGAAACUGUUUCUCUGUAGUGUUGAGUGAUACUGUGAUUAAAAUGUUAUUGCAUUAUUCCAAUAUUUUUUCUUUAUUCUGUCAUUGAUUCUUAUUACCACUUUUGGAAAAGAACGAAAAAGAGAGAGGAAAAGAAAAAGGCAGCUUUGAUUUCCAAAUGUGCAAUUCACGUGUGAACAAAGUAAUUCUGAAAAUAUUUCUCAAUGUGUUUUUACGUUCUCGUCACUCUCUUCAAAAGUAAGAGUUGUUUUGCCCUGAUGUCAUUUUCAGCCUGCAGAAGAUGUAAUUUAAAACAUAUAUAUAUUAUGCUUGCAAAAAUCAUAAAUCUGUGCAUCAUAUGUCAUUCCUUCUCCCAUUGUUACAAUACAGAUUUUAUUUAGGGUUUGUUUGUGUUUUUCCUUUAGAACUGUAUAGUGUUUUGUUUUUUUUUAAAAAAAAUCAAUUGUAAAUGUCUGGUUUUCAUAUGUUUAAAAAACAUUGAGAAAGAGGAUGGUGCUUGUUCCAUAUCAUUCUUGAUUGUAUAUUGCUUCUGUUAUGUUUAUAAGUAAACUGUGCAUGACUUGUGUUUAGCAGUCAUUAUUGUGUCUGUUUGUGAAAUUUUUAUCAAAAAGAAAAAAAAUUCUGUAGAUGCACUUAUUGUAUAUGUGAUUAGGUUUUGCGUCCAAGGCUAGGAGCCUUGAACUGCCAAGGAAGGAAAAAAAAGAGAUGGCAGUUAUUAAUUAAUAUGAAAUCGCUGUGUUGGGAGCAUAAUGAAAUAAAAGAUAUGAAGUGUAGAAAA